GGAUCUCUUCACCCUGCUUUCCCACCGUCUUUUCUUCCCUUCCUCUUCUUAUCUCGUUCCAUCCCUCUGCGUCUCCAUUCGAGUUUUUUAUUAUUUUCUUAUCCUCAUAUCCAAUCGUUUCGGAAUACGAAGACGAAUCAAUCGAGAAAUUCCCUUCAAAAAAAUUCAAUCGAGAGAGAGAGGAGGAUAGGGAAAAGAGAAAGGGAAUCGGGAUGCUUAGGGUUGGAGCGAAGAGGCUGCUAGGGUUAGGCUUAGGACAUCGGGCCCCGGCCCUUCCCGGGGCCGCCGCCGGCUCCGGGGCGGCGGCUGUGGUGGUGAGGGGGUACCACGAGAGGGUGGUCGAUCACUACAAUAACCCCCGGAACGUGGGGUCCUUCGACAAGAACGACCCGAAUGUGGGGACGGGGCUCGUGGGCGCCCCGGCCUGCGGUGACGUGAUGAAGCUCCAGAUCAAGGUCGACAAGGAAUCCGGCAAGAUCGUUGACGCCUGCUUCAAGACCUUCGGCUGCGGCUCCGCCAUCGCCUCCUCCUCUGUUGCUACUGAAUGGGUAAAAGGGAAGCCAAUGGAGGAAGUACUAUCCAUCAAGAACACGGAAAUUGCAAAACAUCUCUCACUUCCACCAGUGAAACUCCACUGCAGUAUGCUCGCCGAAGAUGCUAUCAAGGCUGCCAUAAAGGAUUAUGAAGCAAAGAAAACCAGGAUGGCUCAACAAGAUUCUGAGUCUGUACCAGAUGAGAAGGCAGCUGAUGCUUAAAAGUAAAUUUGAUGUUUGAGAUUGUGUAUUAGUUAUGACAAACAGCUGGUCCUUCUGGCUGUUCCAUAAUAAGAAUGGCUGCUGAUGGGCUUGAGUCUGCCUGUAAAUCUGAAUUUAUUAUCCCGAGGAGUAUUAAGAAUGUGAACCAACUAUAAAGCUAGUUAUGGUUGCCAUUUCUGGUUACA
Molecule: messenger RNA, 940 nt
Organism: Phoenix dactylifera (date palm)
Lineage: Eukaryota; Viridiplantae; Streptophyta; Magnoliopsida; Arecales; Arecaceae
Product: iron-sulfur cluster assembly protein 1-like
Biological process (GO): iron-sulfur cluster assembly
Molecular function (GO): iron-sulfur cluster binding; iron ion binding
Source: RefSeq, a predicted model, not a curated record